Athene cunicularia (burrowing owl) is the source of this 1563-nucleotide messenger RNA. RefSeq names its product SBDS, ribosome maturation factor (gene SBDS). The annotation marks the transcript as partial. Gene Ontology annotation, biological process: ribosome biogenesis; cytosolic ribosome assembly. The record is from RefSeq and is a predicted model, not a curated record. The transcript is spliced from 4 exons. Lineage: Eukaryota; Metazoa; Chordata; Aves; Strigiformes; Strigidae.
CCGCGGCGUCGGGGCGGCCCCUGGCGGCCCGGGGGCGGGGAGCGGCGCUGUGCGGUUCCGCUGCCCGGCCCUGGGCAGUCCCGUUUCGGCAGCAGAAGUUCCCGGGCUCCCCUGGCGCAGCCCUCGGCAGCAGCAGCGCUUGUUUCUCCUCGCCCCGAGCUCGCGGCUCCUCGUGUGUCGCUGCCCUGGCCCGUUCCUAACCCUGUCCCCGUCUCUAGCGAGAAAGAUCUCGACGAGGUCCUGCAGACGCACACGGUGUUUGUCAACGUUUCCAAAGGCCAGGUGGCGAAGAAGGAGGAUCUGGUCCAAGCGUUUGGGACGGACGACCAAACAGAGAUCUGUAAGAUGAUUUUAUCCAAAGGGGAGCUGCAGGUAUCGGACAAAGAACGACACACACAGCUGGAGCAGAUGUUCAGAGACAUCGCGACUAUUGUGGCUGACAAAUGUGUGAAUCCUGAGACAAAGAGGCCGUACACAGUAAUCCUUAUAGAAAGAGCCAUGAAGGACAUUCACUAUUCUGUCAAACCACACAAGAGCACAAAGCAGCAGGCACUGGAAGUGAUCAGGCAGUUAAAGGAGACCAUGCAAAUCGAACGUGCUCACAUGAGGCUGCGAUUUAUUCUUCCAGCAAAGGAGGGCAAGAAACUGAAAGAGAAGCUCAAGCCACUGAUUAAAGUUAUUGAGAGCGAAGACUUCCAUGAGCAGCUGGAGAUUGUGUGCCUUAUUGACCCCGGCUGCUUCAGAGAGAUUGAUGAGCUGAUCCGGAGUGGGACAAAAGGGAAAGGAACACUGGAAGUGCUCAGUCUGAAAGACGUGGAGGAAGGAGAUGAAAAGCUUGAGUAAUUAAAACCUUCCCGCAGCCGUUCUACUUCAGCACCGUGCACGGACUGACUGGCAUCAGCCACUCUUCUGUUAGGCCUUCAUGUUUUUUCCAAUCUCUUGCUGCCAAAUCUGUUCUGACACUAAUCCUUUGGGAUUUUUCCAUGCAGUGUGGGGUUUUGUAUCAUUUUACACUUGCUUGGUUUCCAAAUGCAUUUGCCAGCAGGAACGUUUUGUGUCAGAGUUGCCCGAAUGAGGAUUGAGUUAGGGUGUGACACGGAGGUCCCUCUGGCUUUGGUUUACACUGAGGUUGCUCUUGGAGAGUGUCUGAAUGAUGCAGUGCCAAUCGUUUUUACAGUAAUUUGUCAGUGUUGAGAGGAAGACUGCAGAGAGCACGGAGGGGUUGGUUUUGUAUGUCGGGAGAAGAACCUUAAGCAAGGGGAGCUGUAUUUUCCCUUCUAAACAGGUGCCAAGUGUGGGUCCUGUCUAAAAAACAGUCUCUUGGCAGCAUGAAAACUGACUUUGAUUCCAUAAUUGGCUGCUUGAUAAUUAGAGUGCUUUAAAGGACCACUCUUAUUUUAAGGUUUCCUUCACGGGAUAUAACAGCACUCGCUGACCAUAGAAAAGAUGUUCUGCAAAUAACUUAUUUGUAACAUAUGUGUAGCUACAUUAAUUAAAAUGAAUUAUCAUCUAUGUAUGUAUGAUAGGUACAGAGAGAAAUAAAAUAAUUAUUUCUAUUAACAG